UUUUGGCAGAUUUUACUUCUGCUGUUUAACUUUUCUGUCAAGUCCAAUGAAUUGAUCUCUUAAUAUUUUAGCAUUCCGCUAGUGGAUUUUAGCGAGAGGAUCAUUUUUACGACUAAUAAACGAGUGCCGAACUACGACAGUCAUGCUUGUACUAGUUCUUGGUGACUUACACAUUCCGCAUCGAUGCAGCAGCCUGCCAAGUAAGUUCAAGAAACUUCUUGUACCCGGCAGGAUACAACACAUAUUGUGCACUGGGAAUCUUUGUACAAAAGAGUCUUAUGAUUAUUUAAAAACCUUGGCAAGUGAUGUUCACAUUGUGAGGGGAGACUUUGAUGAGAAUCUAAAUUAUCCAGAGCAAAAAGUCGUCACAGUAGGACAAUUCAGAAUAGGAUUAUCUCAUGGCCAUCAAGUAGUCCCAUGGGGUGAUCCAGAAGCAUUGGCUUUGAUCCAGAGACAACUAGACGUUGAUAUUUUGAUAACUGGUCACACACACAAGUUUGAAGCUUAUGAGCAUGAAAAUAAGUUUUACAUUAAUCCUGGAUCAGCAACUGGAGCAUACAAUCCACUUGACACAUCUGUCACUCCUUCAUUUGUUUUAAUGGACAUUCAAAGUUCUACUGUUGUUACGUACGUCUAUCAAUUAGUUGGUGAUGAAGUGAAGGUUGAACGAAUUGAGUACAAGAAAAGUUAAUAAUCAUCUCAAGAUCAACUUAUUGAAUCUUCAAUAUAUAUGUAAAAUAUACAUACAUAUUUACUUUUUUUUUUACUUGCAUACAUGCUACACGUACAUAUACAGCAAACAAAGUUUUAUGAAAAUAUGCACAUUAUUAUAUAUAUGAUUACUUUUAUGAUCAAGUGUGAAUCUGCUUACUUUGUAAGACGAUAAAUGAGAUUUUUACAUGACGCGCUUAGGCGUUACAAUUGUAAAUAAAAUUAUUCGCUCAUAAUUUUAUCUUACGGAAUUUUUAAUAAAAAUUUCAAUUCUUA
Copidosoma floridanum is the source of this 987-nucleotide messenger RNA. RefSeq names its product vacuolar protein sorting 29 (gene Vps29). Gene Ontology annotation, cellular component: retromer complex. The record is from RefSeq and is a predicted model, not a curated record. NCBI's taxonomy places the organism in Eukaryota, Metazoa, Arthropoda, Insecta, Hymenoptera, Encyrtidae. Gene Ontology annotation, biological process: retrograde transport, endosome to Golgi.